AUGAUCGCUCCUCUCGACGUCAGUACCGUCCAGGCAACUCUGCCGUUGGUGUACUCGAUCGCCUCUGCUCUCACACUCGUCUACCUGUCAAGAAAGCGAGUUCACCUCAGUCAAUAUGAAGCAUUGAGGGAUAGCGAACAACAAGACGAUGACGACAAUGAGGUCGAAGAAGAAGUGCUCGACCAAGCCGACCCUUCUGCUACCUCAACCACUACUCCCCCUUCCAUCGAUGUUCUUCAGGCACAAUACCAGGCUCAACAGAACGCCGGCAUCAGCAUCAGUAUUGCCCGCCUCGGCCUCACCUUCACACAACUCGGCCUAGUCGUCUUCACAACCGCCUUCACGACGAGUCUUUUCCACAACAAGAGGAACAGCAAAAUCGAUACCCAUGACAGAUACAUUACACUAUCCAUUGCUAGCUUCGGCUUGGAAGAGAUUGUCCAGAUCCUGAGCUGGACAUACAUCCUUGCCUUGACGUUGAUCCAUUUGAUCCGGCCCAAGGUGUCGUACCAGUACUGGAUCCGUCCCCAGAUGGAUAUCUUCUACCUCCUUCAAUGGAUCCUCUCGACGGUCGGUCUUGUCCUGACCAAGGAAGUCCAAGAGGUUCCUGUGAGUGAAUGGUCCCUCGGCUUGCGACUCGGUGUGGUCGCCUGGUUGGUCAACCUGGUCUUGCUUUGGACUACUGUCGUGACACGUCCCUACCAGCCAUUGCCUACAUCCCAUGAGUUUGCUGUAAAAAAGUUGAAGGCUGGUGAGGUUGCUCGUCUGCCCUCGUCUGAAUACAACUCGUCGCUGUAUGCUCGCUUGACAUACACCUGGGUGAAUUCUCUGGUCUACUUGGGGUUCAAGCGUACGCUCCAGGACAAUGACCUGCCGAGCCUGGAGGACUCUGACCGUGCCGACCAGUCGAUUCGCAUCUAUGAUGUUCAGACUGGAAAGACGUUUACCCGUCGUCUCUUGCUCUCGCUCCGCUGGGAAUUCUUCUGGCAGUUCACCUGGACCGUGCCCUGGGCCAUUAUGACCACAGCCUCGCCCUACUGUCUCAACAAGAUCAUCCAGUACAUCGAGUGCAAGGACUGUGGACCUCCAACAGCCUCUCAAUACAUCUGGGUUUUUGCCCUCCUGGGUGCCUCCAUCGUCGAAUCCCUCUGCUUCCAGACCGCUCUCCACUAUGGUCGUCGCAUCUAUGUCCACACGACCUCGAUCUGUAACGCUGCCGUCUUUGCCAAGGCCCUGAAGCGCAAGGAUAUGGCCUCGCCUGUUGGGAAGUCUGAUGAGGAGAAGGAGGAUGGUGGGAAGAAGAAGGAUGACGAGGACAAGAAGAAGGAUAGCGGCGCCAACAUCUCCAACCUGGUGGCGGUGGACAUCAAGAAGAUGGAGCUACCAUUCAGUUACUUCUUCCAGAUGUACGCGACACCCAUCCAAUUUCUGGUGGCCGGAGUGCAGCUCUACAACUUACUCGGAAAAGCCGCCCUGGUCGGAGUCGCCUUUAUGAUCGCCUCGUACCCUAUCCCCGCCAAACUCUACGCCAUGAUCAUGAAGCUCUUCAAGGAUAUCAUGAACACCAAAGACGAGCGCAUGGAUGCCCUGAAUGAGAUGCUGAGCGCGAUCCGGAUCGUCAAGUUCUUUGGAUGGGAGGCUCAGUUUGUCAAAAAGAUCACCGCAGCGAGAGAGAAGGAGUUGAAGCGGACCAAGGAGUCGUAUGUCCAGAUCGUCUUUGCCGAUAUUGUCUGGAUGUUGACUCCUCUUUUGAACACUGUUGUCAUUCUGCUGGCGUACACCAAGCUGUUCGGGCAUGAGAUCACGGCGUCCAAGAUCUUUACGACGCUGGCAUUGUUCAACAUUAUGCGACAGGCGCUCAACUCGCUUCCCUGGAACAUCAAGUCGACCAUGCAGGCCCUUGUCAGUUUGAAUCGUAUCAACAGGUUCUUGAGCGAUGAAGAGAUUGUUCUCGACACUACUGUCACCAAACUCGACCCCAAGGCGCGCCUCUCAACUGCUACCGUCUCGUCCCACCUCCUCGCUGCUGGAUUGUCAGGAUCGGAACUCCAUCACCCGACUAUCGGAUUUGUCAACGCCUCGUUCAUCUGGCCUAACAAGGAACACGACGUCGAGGCCCAGGAUAAUGUCAAGAACAAGCCUUCCUGGAUUCAACGCAUCAAGUCCAAGCUCUCGAGAAAGUCUGCCACCAUUGAGGAACCUGCUGUCGCCGAGGCCCCCGCUGUCAAGGAGCGGUUCAAGCUCAAGAACGUCACUGUGGAUUUCCCUGUUGGCCAGUUGUCGUUGGUCGUUGGUCCUACUGGUUCUGGAAAGUCUGCUUUGUUGUUGGCGCUCUUGGGCGAACUCGAGAAGCUGGAGGGACACAUGUACCUCCCUCGUCUGGAUUAUUCCUCUGAUCAUCCCGUGGCCCAGUCACGUCGUCAUCAUCGCACUGUUGGAUCUGGAAUCGCCUAUGUCUCCCAGACCGCCUGGCUGCAGAACACGACCAUCCGUGCCAACAUUCUUUUCGGCAAGGAGUUUGAUCAAGACCGGUAUGAUGCUGUUAUCGAGGGAUGUGCGUUGGUGACCGACUUUGAGAUCCUGGAGUCUGGUGACAAAACCGAGAUUGGUGAACAGGGUAUUACAUUGUCGGGAGGUCAGAAGCAGCGUGUCUCGUUGGCACGCGCGAUCUACUCGGAUGCUGAGGUCUUGCUCCUGGACGACUGCCUCUCGGCUGUGGACUCUCAUACUGGCAAACACCUCUUCCAGACCCUGACUGGACCCCUGCUGGAGGGCCGCACUAUCGUCAUGGCGACGCACCAGGUUCAAUUGACUCUUGGCGCCGCAAGCACUGUUUUGGUCCUCAACAAAGGCGAGGUACUGGGAGUCGGCACCCCCGAGGAGGCCGUCCUUAAGGAGUGGGUCGAAAAUGUUACUCUGACGUCUUCGGCUCAGGUGUCGGAUGCCAGCAGCGAGAUUAGCACCCUCAACGAAGGCGAGUCCAAGACUGACAAGAAGGGCAAUGACGCGGACGGCAAGAAGAAGAAGGAGAAGAUCAGUGUCAAGUUGACCGAGGAGGAGAAGAAACAGGAGGGCGCUGUCGCUUGGAGGGUCUACAAGACGUACCUGAACGCAUCGGGCGGUUGGGUUUUCUGGUUGGGUCUCAUUGGCAUCUUCUUCCUUCGUGAGAUUGUCGAUGUGGGUCAGAACGCUUGGUUGGCUGUCUGGGCUAACAAAAUGGCGGAGAACACUGGCGCGCUUGCGAUCAAGGUCUUUAACACCGUCACCCCGGCACCCUUGACCCAGUCCUUCUAUACUGCGUUUGCACCCCGCGACGGAUCCGAGUAUGGCAUCAUGACGAUGAACGUCUUUGGCAAAGGCACUCCCGAGACCGUCAGUGUUGACUAUUAUCUUGGUAUCUAUGUCCUCCUCAGCAUCUGCGCCAUGAUCCUCGGUUCUCUCAACAUGUACUACGUCGUCAUGGGCGGUCUGGCCGCCUCUCGUGUCCUGCACGAGCGUCUCCUCAAGAGUAUCACCCGCGCCAAGGUCCGCUUCUUUGACACGACCCCCAUGGGCCGCAUUAUCAACCGGUUCAGUUCCGACAUCUCGACUAUCGAUGACGAAGUCAGUAACGGUAUCCAGGGUCUCUUCGGUUGUGUCACCACCUUGACGGGCAUCGUUGUCAUCAUCUCGAUCAACAUGCCGAUCUUCCUGGUCGCCGCAUUCUUUAUUGUCAUCAUCUAUGUAGCUAUUGGCGCCCUGUACGUCCCCAUCUCGCGUGACCUCAAGCGUCUCAACUCCAACUCCAAGUCACCCAUUCUCAACCACUUCAACGAAUCCCUCAACGGUCUGGCUACCAUCCGAGCCUACGGGUUCCAGAAGCGGUUCUUGUCCAAGAACUUGAGCAACCUGGACGACAACAACCGGACGUUCUUCUUGCUCUGGUCGACCAACCGGUGGUUGCACUGGCGUGUCGAUGUUGUCGGUGCCUCCGUUGCUUUUAUUACUGGUGUCCUCGUCCUCCAGAAUUGGGGACUGAUCGAGCCUGGUUGGGCGGCGCUCAGUUUGACGUACUCGUUGAUGUUCACGGGUAAUGUUGUCUGGUUCAUUCGCAUGUAUGCGAUGAACGAGAUGAACUUGAACUCUGUCGAGCGUGUUGUCGAGUACAUGGACAUCGAGUCCGAGUCUGCAGCUAUUAUCGAGGGAUCCCGCCCUCCAGCCUCGUGGCCCCAUGCCGGAGAGAUCAAGAUUGACCAUCUCACCAUGCGCUAUGCGCCCGAUACCCCCGAGGUCAUCAAGGACAUUUCGUUGACCAUCCACCCUGGUGAGAAGGUCGGUGUUGUCGGCCGUACUGGAUCAGGAAAGUCGACUCUGGCGAUCUCGUUGUUCCGGUUUAUGGACCCUGCUGCCGGUACGAUCACCAUCGAUGGAAUCGAUAUCUGUAAGAUUGGACUUCAGGAUCUCCGGUCCAACUUGACCAUCAUCCCUCAGGAUCCGAUCUUGUUCAAGGGUACACUCCGGUCGAAUCUGGAUCCCUUUGGAGAGCGUGAGGAUCGGGAGUUGUGGGAGGCCUUGAGGAGGAGUCAUUUGAUCCCAGCCGAGAGCAAGUCUGUCCUGGACUCUGCUGCCGCCAGCAAACGCAACAGUAUCGAGGUUACGUCUACUCAAGCUGACGAACUCUUGUCCGUUCCUUCUGAGGCUGGUCCUUCGACUGGAUCCAAAUCCCCCGCCUCAUCGAUCAAGCCCGUCUCUGACAACAACAACCCUAACGAAAUCGUCGACUCGUCAAAGAUCACACUUGACACCCCCGUCAAAGAAAACGGCUCAAACUUCUCCCAAGGCCAACGCCAACUCAUCGCCCUCGCUCGCGCCCUGGUUCGCCAAUCCAAGAUCAUCGUCAUGGAUGAAGCAACUGCCAGUGUCGAUUUCGAGACCGACCUCAAGGUUCAGCUCACCAUCCGCGAAGAAAUGGCCGACGCGACAAUCUUGACAAUCGCCCAUCGUAUCCGGACGAUCGCAGAUUUCGAUAGAGUCCUGGUUAUGAAUGCUGGAGAGGUGGUUGAGUUUGAUCGGCCAUAUGUUUUGAUGCGGCAGGAGGAUUCGUUGUUCCGGUCCAUGUGUGAACGGUCGAGCGAGUUUGAGGCCUUGUUGGCGAUUGCUGAGGAGAAGGAGAAGCGUGAUCGCGCCGCUAGACUUCUCGUCGACGUUUAG
Linnemannia hyalina is the source of this 5190-nucleotide messenger RNA. The record is from the annotation of a GenBank genome assembly. Lineage: Eukaryota; Fungi; Mortierellomycota; Mortierellomycetes; Mortierellales; Mortierellaceae.